Homalodisca vitripennis (glassy-winged sharpshooter) is the source of this 3443-nucleotide messenger RNA. Its product is annotated as annexin B9-like. The coding region runs from base 257 to 1231 and encodes 324 amino acids. The transcript has 8 exons. The record is from RefSeq and is a predicted model, not a curated record. Lineage: Eukaryota; Metazoa; Arthropoda; Insecta; Hemiptera; Cicadellidae. Gene Ontology annotation, cellular component: cytoplasm. Gene Ontology annotation, molecular function: calcium-dependent phospholipid binding; calcium ion binding.
GAUAAAAGCUUCGAUUGUCCAUCUAGUCAAUUGAAGCUGAAGCUUUUAUCAUAUGAUCAUUGAUCAGUGUACACAGCAAUCAUAUGGAAGCUAGUGAAAUAUUAAUUUUGAUAAAGAGAUAUUAAAUUUACCGAUACCAUCUUCAAAUAAAAAUACAACAUAAGUGUAAUAUCUCGUUGCUUAAUAUUGUUGACGUAAUCGUUAAUACAUUUAAUAUUUAGGCAUUUUACGUAUUUGUGGUCAAACUAGAAUAACUAUGUCUGCUCAACAGUACUAUCCAUUCAAGUGUACUCCAACAGUAUAUCCUGCAAAUCCCUUUGACCCUACUGCUGACGCAAAUGCUUUGCGGAAGGCCAUGAAAGGUCUAGGCACUGAUGAGAAGGCCAUUAUUGAGAUUUUAGCACACAGAGGUAUUGUGCAGCGUCUAGAAAUUGUGGAUGCAUACAAAACUUUAUUUGGGAAGGAUUUAGUUUCUGAUUUGAAGAGUGAACUUAGUGGUAAGUUUGAAGAUGUAAUUCUUGCAUUGAUGACUCCACUACCAUCGUUUUAUGCCAAGGAGCUUCACAGUGCUGUUUCAGGGAUUGGAACAGAUGAAGAAGCCAUAAUUGAAAUUCUUUGUACUCUUAGCAACUAUGGAAUUAAAACAAUUUCUGCAUUCUAUGAGAAAAUGUAUGAAACAACCCUUGAAAAAGAUUUGAAAGGAGAUACUUCAGGUCAUUUCAAACGACUUUGCGUUUCUCUGUGUCAGGCAAGCCGAUCUGAAGAUCCUAAUAUUAAUCAUGAACAAGCAAAAGCUGAUGCCGAGGCUUUAUUUGCUGCAGGAGAAAAGAAGAAAUGGGGUACAGAUGAGUCAACCUUUAAUCGGAUCUUGGUAACUAACAGCUAUCAGCAACUAAGGGAAACAUUUUUGGAGUAUGAAAAACUCUCAGGUCAUGACAUUGAAGCAGCAAUUAAAGAUGAGUUCUCAGGCAGUAUGCAGAAAGGUCUUUUAGCAAUUGCAAGAUGUGUUAAGAGCAAAGUAGGAUUUUUUGCGGAAAGGCUUCAUGAUUCAAUGGCCGGUGUUGGGACCAAGGACAAGACACUGAUCCGUAUUAUUGUGUCCCGCUCCGAGAUUGAUCUUGGUGAUAUCAAACGUGCCUUUGAGGAGAAAUAUGGGAAACCUCUUGAGACGUACAUUACGGGUGACACAUCUGGAGAUUACAAAAAGGUUUUGCUGGCACUGGUCUCCUAAACAAAAGUGACUGCUCUUCACUUCGUAACAAGGAUCUGCGCUUGAAUCUUUCUCUAUUCUGUAUCUUAUAAUAAUGUUAUCUGGGGUCUGGGGGAUUCUGAUGAGAUCUGUUGUUUGCCUACCAUAUUAAUUAUUAUAUAUACAGUACAUAUACAUUCUUCACAUUCUACGUCAAACACAUAAUUGGAUUGCCUUUAUAUGUUUAAAUAAUCUAAAGGAAUAAACACAUGGACUGCCAUAUUAAUUGAGUAUUCAGAAUGAUAAAAGUGCAUCUAAUUUAAAUUCUAGUUUUGUUCAUUUUUACCUUUAUAAUAGCUAUUUAUUGUUUAUAUUUUAAUAUGUAGUGAUUCAGUAUUGUAUUUAAAUAUAUACCUUUGCAGCUUUCUUAUCAUAAUUAUUGGCAUUCUACAGAUCUCAUAUUUUGUUGUGAUUUUUAUGUGGGUGAAUCUUGUGAAAACAAAAUGUAAUGCAUUGACUUGAGAUGCUAAAACUAAUUUAAACACAGUUGUGCGCCUUAGUUGUUCACACUAUUUAUACUACAUCAUGUAUUUCUGAAGGUGUCCACAAUAUCAAUUAUAAAUAUUUUAAGGUAAGUUUUCAUUAGCUAAAAUAUACAGUUUUUGUCACAUAUUUUUUUGCAGUAUUUUUAGAUACAUUUUUACACUUCCUAGAAAUAACAGAAGGGUAUGAACAUUAAACGGGUUGUAGUAUGGUUAAGAGGGUACAUUAAGUAGAUAGGUAAUUUGCACAAAUUGUUCACACUGAAAUUUUAAAGAUUUUAAAAUGGAUCAUCAGUGGUUAUUUAAAAGUAUUUUUCAGUAGUGAAAGUAUACAAGAGGAAACAAUACAUUUGCCAAACAGUUAAAAAAAGAAGUGGAUCUGUGAAAACAUUUUGCUUUUAUUUAAUGUAAGAAAUGAGUAAAAAAGAAAUCUUUAUUAAAUAUCUGUUAUGAAUAUGUUUUAGUUAAGUCUAUACAUAAUGUUGGUGUUUGGAGGAAGCAACAAUCAUUAUAAACUGGUACCUACCAUUUUAAACACUUGUAUUAGUUGUACCAUAUCUAACAACAUUAAUCAAUGGAAAAAUACAGAAUAUUAUUAAGUGUAAAACUACAGGCAAUUAUCAGAGGUAUUUUAAGUACAAUCUGCUUCCGUAAGAGUCCUUAAAAGGAAAUUAUUCUUCAAUUUUUAUUUAAAAUAUUUUAAAUUGUGGAUUUUAUAGUAAUGAACUAUAAAACUAACACCAACAAUGUGUUUAAACAUACUACUUUUUAAACAUUGUGAGAUGAAUAUGUAUUGUAGGAUAACUGGACAGAAACAGUAUAUUCUAGGUUGUCUGUUUAUAGUGUACUAAAGGUUUAAAAAUAAUAUCUAAACGUUUGAUUUGUUCAGAAUUGUAUUUAUUUAUUUAAGAUCUUUGAUGUUUUAAGAAAACUAUAAAUUGUAUAACAAUAAGACUUGCCAUUAACUUGUGAUCUGACUUGCAAAGUAGAUGUAUGAAGUAUUUGUAACAUUGAUAUCAACUUUUCUUUUACUUUCUUAUAGUCUUUCCAGAAACUUGUUUCGUUAUAAUAUAAUUUUGAACUUUUGUAUUUAUUGUACUAGUUGUAUGUCUAAUAUUAAUUAUGCACGCACAAGUCACUAAAUGGCUAAUGCACAACUAUUGGAAAUGCCAAAAGUUAAUUUAUUCCUAAUUACUUAAAUAAUUAUUUAUUAAAAUCUUGUACAACCAAAAAUUAUUGUUUUUAAAAUAUUAUUGUAUCAAGAAAUACAGAUUUAUGUUUUAAUCCAAAGUAAAAAGUGUUGUAUAUAACUUACUUUAAUAAUUUUUAGUAGAGGUUUAAAAAUGCAAAAGCUUAUGGAACUAGGUAUCGAUAAAAGAUUUCAAUAAAGUCAAAUAUUGUGCUUCUUUAAAUUAUGUUUGUAAAGCUGCAGCAUGUUGUAACAUGAGUUAUAGCACAGAAAUAAAUAACUUUUAUCAUAAACUUAAAUAUGUACAAUUGUAUUAAUAAAGUACAAGAAAUCUAUUAUUUCUUGUUUUAGGGAUAAAUUAUAUUACUCAAAUGUUGGAGGUAUUUGUAAUUCUUGUUGAAUAUAUUGUCAAUUUUCCUUGUUGCCUCUUUUUGAAUUUUAUGCUUGUUAUUUAUAAUAACUAUAUUUUUUAAAUGCUUUAUAAGAACUUUUUACUUAACAAUAAAUUAUUGAUUAUAAAAUA